AUGAAGUUUCUGCUGAAGAAAUGUUUGCGCAAGAAGGCGCCCGAAAUGAAGCCAGGCGCCAUACUGGACGCGGUCAUCUCGCAGUCGUCGGCAACGGCGUGCAGGUGUCUGCUCUACAAGCUGGCCGACUACAAGCGCGGUGGGGAUCUGAUCGAUGCGAUCAAUACGGGCGGACUGAUUGCCGUCGAGCAGCUGAUCCGGGAGCAGUUCGGCGUGUUCAUGUAUAACGAUGGCAAGGGCCAGAUGAUCAAUCGGGCCGAGUUCCUGCGCUGGAAAUAUCGCGAUCACACCGAGGUGACCAUACCGAUUGAGGCAUCGCUCUCCAUACACGAUCCGCUUGGCAAGUGGGAGGAUCACAAGGCCUGCUGGCAGAUGCAGUACCGCGGCGCACUCGGCGAGAGUCUGCUCCAUGUGCUGAUCAUCUGCGACUCGAAGAUACACACCAAACUGGCGCGCGUACUGCUGCGCGUCUAUCCCAAUCUGGCGCUGGACGUGAUGGAGGGCGAGGAGUAUCUGGGCGCCAGUGCGCUCCAUUUGUCCAUUGCGUACAGCAACAAUGAGCUGGUCGCCGAUCUGAUCGAGGCGGGCGCCGAUAUCAAUCAGCGCGCGAUCGGCAGCUUCUUUCUGCCGCGCGAUCAGCAGCGCUCGAAUCCGGCCAAGAGCACGGACUACGAGGGCCUCGCCUACAUGGGCGAGUAUCCGCUGGCCUGGGCCGCCUGCUGUGCCAACGAGAGCGUCUACAAUCUGCUCGUCGAUUGCGGCGCCGAUCCGGAUGCCCAGGACUCCUUUGGCAACAUGAUACUGCACAUGGUGGUCGUGUGCGACAAGCUGGACAUGUUCGGCUAUGCGCUGCGGCAUCCCAAGACGCCGGCCAAGAAUGGCAUUGCCAACCAGACGGGUCUCACCCCGCUCACCCUCGCCUGUAAGCUGGGCCGUGCCGAGGUCUUUCGCGAAAUGCUGGAGCUGUCCGCCCGCGAGUUCUGGCGCUACAGCAACAUCACCUGCUCCGGCUAUCCGCUCAACGCGCUGGACACCCUGCUGCCCGACGGACGCACCAACUGGAACUCGGCGCUGUUCAUAAUUUUGAAUGGCACCAAGCCGGAGCAUCUGGACAUGUUGGAUGGCGGCAUUAUACAGCGCCUGCUCGAGGAGAAAUGGAAGACCUUUGCACAGAAUCAAUUCCUGAAGCGUCUGCUCAUCUUAUCCACGCACCUGCUGUGCCUCUCCGUAUCCGUUUACCUGCGACCCGCACACGAUGGCGACGAGCUGGACGAUGGCGACACUGGCGAUGCGUCCGCGACAGCGGCCCAGCUGACCGAACUGGAUGGGCAUGGGAAUGGUAAGGAGCAGGGCGAGGACUACAAUGCCCAAACUGUGGCGCGCUACUGCGCCGAGCUGGCGACCAUAGCGGGCGUCCUGAGCUAUGUGGUCUUUCAGCAGGGUGACGAGAUCAAGAACCAGGGCUUAUCCGCAUUCCUCAAGCAGCUGUCACAUGCGCCGGCCAAGGCAAUUUUCUUGUUCUCCAAUCUACUCAUCCUGGCGUGCAUACCAUUUCGUCUGAUUGGCGACACGGACACCGAGGAGGCCAUCCUGAUCUUUGCUGUGCCCGGCAGCUGGUUUCUGCUUAUGUUCUUUGCCGGUGCCAUACGUCUGACGGGUCCCUUUGUAACCAUGAUAUACUCGAUGAUAACCGGCGACAUGUUCACCUUUGGCAUCAUUUACUCCAUUGUGCUGUGCGGCUUCUCGCAGGCAUUUUAUUUCCUCUACAAGGGACAUCCGCAGGUGCAGACGACCAUGUUUAAUACCUAUACCAGCACCUGGAUGGCCCUCUUCCAGACCACGCUGGGCGACUACAAUUAUCCCGAUCUGAACCAGACAACGUAUCCGAAUCUAUCGAAAACCGUAUUUGUCAUAUUCAUGAUAUUCGUGCCGAUCUUGCUGCUCAACAUGUUGAUUGCCAUGAUGGGUAAUACCUAUGUGACCGUCAUCGAGCAGUCCGAGAAGGAGUGGAUGAAGCAAUGGGCCAAGAUUGUUGUGACAUUGGAGCGAGCCGUGCCGCAGGCGGAUGCCAAGGGCUAUCUGGAGGCAUACUCCAUACCGCUGGGUCCUGCCGACGAUACGGGCUUCGAGGUGCGCGGCGUAAUGGUCAUCAAGAGCAAGAGCAAGACGCGCGCCAAGCAGCGCAAGGGUGCCGUCUCCAACUGGAAGCGUGUGGGACGUGUCACAUUGACGGCACUCAAGAAGCGCGGCAUGACUGGGGAGGAGAUGCGUCGCCUAAUGUGGGGACGCGCCUCCAUAUCGAGUCCCGUCAAGGUAACCAAGCAGAAGCUCAAGGACCCAUACAAUCUGCACACGGAAUCUGAUUUCACCAAUGCCAUGGAUAUGCUCACCUUUGCCAGCAAUCCGGCCGCCAGCAAUGGUGUGACCCUGCGCACAACAGCAACACCAACAAUUGUGGCUGCAGCCGUGCCGGAUCCGUUUCGUGAGCUGAUUCUGAUGUCCGAUCAGCGUCCGGACACGCACGAUCCGCACUACUUUGCCGGGCUGCAACAGCUGGCCAAUAAAGCGUUCGAUCUUGUCGAGCAGACGCUUAAGACGCAGCCGCAGCUGGCCAAAAAGUUGCCUGUGCCGGAAGUUGGAGCAACUGCACCUGCAGCACCUGUAGCUGCAGCUGGUGUCGCAACAGCUCAGCCGGCAAAGCCAGCAACGCCCGCUUUGCCUGUGCCCAUGGCCAGCAAUCUGACCAAUUUGUUUCAAGAUCCCAAGGAUAUCGUGGACCCCAAGAAACUGGAGGAGUUCAUGAACAUGCUCGCCGAGGUGGAGACGGAGGAGAGCGACAGCGGUGGUCCCAUCCUGGGCAAACUGUCGCUGGCCAAGCGCACGCACAACGCACUCUCCAAGGCGGACAUCAAGCGGUCGCCCAACUACGAUGGCCAGUCCAACAUGUCAUCGGUCUGGGGCCAGCAAUUGCCGGAUCUAAACACGCUGGCGGGCUUCAAUUUCGAAGAGACGGUGGCCGAGGAGGUGCUGACCAUUGAACAGGAAGCGGAUGUUGAGACCGAGGACGGCAAUGGCGGCGCGGAUAGCGAAGAUUUGCCCACAGCCGAACAGGUGCAUGCCACAAUGAAGCAGUUCCAUCUACGCAAAUGCCAGCCAGCCCAGGAUGAGGCAGCGCAUCGCGCCAAAAGCGCACGGAUUCGACGCCGAAACAAAGUCUCGCCCGAGGAGAGCGACGCGGAACUGGAAAGCAAACGCAAGCAGGCGUCGCGCAGGCGUUCCGCACAUGGCCGCAAAACGGAGUCGCCGCCCGAUCCGCUGGAGCCGUGGAGCACGCGCGAACUGCAGGACAUAAACAAGAUUUUAGCUAACAAGAAAUGAG
Drosophila novamexicana is the source of this 3379-nucleotide messenger RNA. RefSeq lists its product as uncharacterized. Gene Ontology annotation, molecular function: calcium channel activity; protein binding. NCBI's taxonomy places the organism in Eukaryota, Metazoa, Arthropoda, Insecta, Diptera, Drosophilidae. The coding region runs from base 1 to 3378 and encodes 1125 amino acids. The record is from RefSeq and is a predicted model, not a curated record. The transcript is spliced from 9 exons. Gene Ontology annotation, biological process: calcium ion import across plasma membrane. Gene Ontology annotation, cellular component: membrane.